This is a messenger RNA of Tremella mesenterica DSM 1558, 369 nucleotides long. RefSeq lists its product as uncharacterized. The record is from RefSeq and is a predicted model, not a curated record. The transcript has 3 exons. Gene Ontology annotation, molecular function: transcription coregulator activity. The coding region runs from base 1 to 369 and encodes 122 amino acids. Lineage: Eukaryota; Fungi; Basidiomycota; Tremellomycetes; Tremellales; Tremellaceae. Gene Ontology annotation, biological process: regulation of transcription by RNA polymerase II. Gene Ontology annotation, cellular component: core mediator complex; mediator complex.
AUGCAACAACUCCCUACUAUUCUACCUCCUCCCACUAUAGACGGGUCAGAACCCCCGCAAAGGUCAAAAGAGAAACACGACAAUCUGGUCCGAUUUCAGUCCGAACUUGAGUUCAUACAAUGUCUAUCUAAUCCUUCAUAUUUGAGAGGACUUCAUACUCAAGGAUAUUUAUCGAAACCGGAGUUUCUGAAUUAUCUAAAGUAUCUGGAAUAUUGGAGAAAACCGGAAUAUGUCAGGUUUAUUGUAUACCCCACCAGCUUGGUCUACUUAACAUUACUACAACAACCCCUAUUCCGAUCCCGUCUUUCCGAUCCGGCCUUCGUAGCUGACCUCACUCGAAUAGCUCAGAGUCAUCAUGAAACUUGGUAA